Molecule: messenger RNA, 3777 nt
Organism: Onychostoma macrolepis
Lineage: Eukaryota; Metazoa; Chordata; Actinopteri; Cypriniformes; Cyprinidae
Exons: 7
Coding region: 1884-2612 (242 amino acids)
Cellular component (GO): membrane
Source: RefSeq, a predicted model, not a curated record
AAAUUUAUUAAACACAAACACAUAACAUACAUCCCUGAUAUACAGUAUAUGUCAAACACACCAUCUUCACUAAAGAGUCAUAGACUUGUGAUGUGAAUAAGAUUCAUUCAUUUUAUUACUUGUAUAGUCUAAAAAGACCAUUCAAGAAAAACUCGAUAGGAUACACAAUGCUGGAUCCUCUAGCAUAUGUCAGGAGAAAAUUAUGUUGAUAAGUUUUUAUUUGGGGAUGAAUUAUGCCUUUAAUGACAAUUAGAAAAAGAAAAAAAAAAGCACAAUAUAAUAUAUUAUUAUUCUUGUAGUUAAAUUUAAUGCAGCUGUUGAGACCUAUAUCAAUCCCUGGAGUGGCCCUCUGCAUGAGAGCAGCCUUGAAAACACACAAGUCACAAUAGUAAUAUUUAUUAUAUUUUUUGCGUGAUACCUGCACCGUAGAUUCUAUGUGUUAGUCUACUACUAAUUUCAGUUUUUAAUUUCUAAUAAAUUUGCAAAGUUGUUACAAACCAGUUUUUUUUUUCUUUGUCAUUAUGGUGUAUGGAGUGUAUUGAUGUGUGUGUGGGGGGGUUAUUUCAAGCAGUUUAACAUAAGGUUGCAACAUACCAAAAUGUGAAAAAAGUAUGUAUUAAAAUACAUUAAAAUCAAAUGUAUUACAAACAAUGCACUGAAACUUGUCAUGGUUGUGGCCACUUAGUGGGUUAAUUUUAUAUGACUAAAAUAAAACAUUUUGGAUACAUUGCAAUAAAUUAAAAGCCUGUCAUGAUCAAGUAUGUGUUCCGUAAAAAUGUCAUUGCAGUAGCUGUGUAUAUUCUUAAUUUUAUAUCUUGACAUUUUUCAGAUUCCUGACAGCUUGUGGCAUAACACUAUUUUUCUCUUGUUCCAUAGAUUGUGGAAAUUAUAAUUAGUGUCAUCAGUAUUGCCGUGGAGAAUUUGUUUGCAUGGCUUACGUUCUAUCAUGAUGAUAGUGCUGUUGGUCCUUCAGCUCUGUGUGACCAUCAAUUUCUGUGUUUUGACUGGGAAAGCUUUGUGCAAAAAGGAUGAAGAUGCAAAGGUACUGUAUCAUCAGCACUAUUACAACAAUCAAUCAGUCAAAUUCAGAAAGAUACUUUGUAUGUUCAUGUUUGUUUGUGGUUUGUGAAACUUAACAAGCUGCUCACUGAAGAUGCAUGACAAGAUGACCACAAACAUUUAAAGUUAUUUGUGUUGCUUGUAAUGGAAUGCCAUUUUGUCUCUCAAUAUAGUAGAAUAAUUUAAAGCAGACCUCCUGCAACACUGAAAGGGCCAGAUUUACUAAACAGGGAAAAUUAGUGUAAGAACACAAUCGCAUAAAAGCAUUGAUGUUUGUGGAAAGUUCUGCGGAUGAUCAACUGAUAAUGUAAUAAUGCGCAAAUUAAUGAUCAUAGAUGCAUUCAGAGCAUUCCCAUAAUGACCAAUGCAAAAAAGCAGUGCAAAUUAGCCUAUAGGAUCACAAACAAGCAGAGCCUAUAAUGACGCAGGCACAAAAUUGGUUAAGAUUUAAUAAAUAAUAACUAAAAUAAAUUAACUAAAAAUAAUUAACAAACUACAGAAGCUAUAUUUCAGAUUUGCCCUGAAACCCUUUUUAAAAAAUCUUUCUUUUGUAUGAUUUUCAACAUUGUGGAGUGAAGGUAAGUAGCCUAACAUUUAAUAUUAUUAACAACAUUGCAUAAUAAUAUUAUUACUGAACAGUAAUUGAAUCAUGAACAACAUUCCUGUUAUACUUGUUUACAGAUUUAAGUCACUGCUGGGAAAAUUAAAACUCCACCUUAAAAAAAAAAACAUCUUCGCUUAUCUGGACUGAGAUUCACAGACGUGCCACACAAGUCUAGAGGGUUUGGCCAUUGUUACCUACCACAUCUGUUCAGCACUGCAGCAUGACUCUGACAGUGUCUCGGGGUGAAGGUUUGACAAUCAUCACCAUCACCUCAAACCCAAAGAGCAAAUGGCCCGUACUGUGUGAGAUUCUGGGUUUUCUGUGCUACAGUCCAUCAUGUUUUGUAUCUCAAGGUAUGAAAGGGAAGCUGAAGGACAUCCACACAGCUCUUGGAAUUGUGCAGAUGUUAAUUGGUGUCCUCAAUAUUGCUGUAGGGAUUGUGUUUACGUGCGUCGGGCUUCACUAUGACAUGUAUAGCAUAGCCCAGGGAUCCUUUUGGCUCGGCAGUGUGUUCCUUUUAUCUGGAAUUGUGUGUAUACUUGCAGCUAAGUUUCCCACUUCUUCUCUGCUGAUAAUGGGGAUGAUCCUGAAUGGAGUCAACUUUGCAUUGGCUGUUGUAACUGUUGUGGUGUAUUCAGUGGCCCUUGCAAAUGAUCAUAAUGAAUAUAGAGGAAUUUGCAAUUAUUAUUCACCUUAUGAUUAUGGAACGCCUUCCCCUAAAGAAAUUGGAAUAAAAGAGAUCUGUCUGUCCUACAAGAAUGAGAUUAUCUUCAGGGGACUAGAAAUCAUGAUGAUAGUGCUGUCGGUCCUUCAGAUCUGUGUGACCAUCAGUUUCUGUGUUUUGACUAGAGAAGUUUUGUUCAAGAAAGUUGAGGAUGUAAAGUCGGUGGAGGAUCCAGAACUUCACAAGCCGCUCCUGGAAGACGCCACUGCUGCUGCUGCAUGUUAGAGAGACAUGAGUAACACAAAAGCAUGUUGUCUUAAUACUGUUGUGAAAAGUUUACAGCAGAUCUUCUCCAUUUGUAAAACUGUAGAAAUUGAAUUACAUGUUUAUUUAGGGGCCAAGCACCAAAGGUGCAUUGUAUCCGUUAGUGUUCUUAUUAGAGGCCACACACCGAAUGUGCGGAUAGGCACCUAUUGUGUCCGUUAAUGUUCUUCUUCUUCUUCCACUCUGGAACUCAAUGGCAGCCCAUUGAACCGUAUGAUAAAAAUUUGUGAAAUUUGGCACAAAGAUAGAGAACAUUUUCAAAUAUAAUCACAGCAAAUUUGGAGUCUCUAACGCAAAACCUCUCGCGCCACCACUUUUCCAAAUUUGCACUCAUGUUUGUGCUAACUUUUCAACCAAAGGUCUAGAAACCUGUUUUUUCCCCCACUCCGAUUCCUUGGUGAAUGUACCAUAAAAAUGUGUCCACCAUUUCACAUUUUUCGGAAAACCUAUUUUUUCAAACUCCUCCUAUUCCAUUUGUCCGAUUUUCAUGAAAAUUGAAUUAUAUCAUCUUCAGACCACAUCGAAUAAGGCAUGAACCAAUUUGUCGAAGAACUUGCCAAAGUGGACGUGAGGCUAUAUAUCAGCAACUCUUUAGCAUAUUCAGAUCAAACUUGGUGUUUGUUAUGACAACCAUGAUCUGAAGUUACCUUUCAGCACAGCGCCACCUAGUGGUCAGGAGACCUAAAAAUUGGCUAUUUUUGCUUAAAACUUUUGAACGGUUUGGCCAAAAAUCACGAUAUCACAAAGUCGAACGAUAUCCAAUUUUCCCAUGUCAGCCAUUGUGAACUUUGUCGUAAAAUGCUGUAUUUUACGAAUGCAUUGACAUAUCAUCACAAAACUUGAUAAGUGUCAUCGGCACCAUGCUCUCAAGGUACUCAAAAACAUUUGAAGCAGUGCCAAUUUAUGUUUAAAAUUAUAAUCAAAUUAAAAUUAAUCAAAUUAGUUUUGCCUUUUGCUUGCUUCUGUAGUACUUGGUCCUGUAAUUGCUGCUCGCAGCUAUAUUUACACUUAUUGCCAUUUACAAAAGUGGUGUUACCGUUGAUUUCUAUAUAUUACAGACCCUGGGUGUUACCUUUUAUUAACCUAUUCAGUUUUGUUGUGGCUGCUUUUGUUUUAAAUAAAUGAC